Messenger RNA from Scophthalmus maximus (turbot), 2182 nucleotides. Its product is annotated as Ferritin light chain, oocyte isoform-like. Gene Ontology annotation, biological process: intracellular iron ion homeostasis; iron ion transport. Bases 168 to 776 code for a protein of 202 amino acids. Lineage: Eukaryota; Metazoa; Chordata; Actinopteri; Pleuronectiformes; Scophthalmidae. Gene Ontology annotation, cellular component: cytoplasm. Gene Ontology annotation, molecular function: ferric iron binding; ferrous iron binding. The record is from RefSeq and is a predicted model, not a curated record. The transcript is spliced from 3 exons.
CGCUCGCGAGAAUGGUUUUACGCGCGCGGAUGCCGUUCUGCGCGCGCAGAGUAGAGAUGCGACCUCGCGAGUGCGCUUCGUCCCCGCGGUGUUGAUCUGCUCUCUCGUAUUACGCGCGUGUGGUUUGUACGCGCGCGAGUUUUGAGCCCAAACUAACGCCAUAGGACAUGGCAGAGCCCGCAGGGAAGAGGCUCAAGAGCAGCCUGCCCGUGUGCAGAGCGCACCGGAGCUCCGCGGGCGGCGGCCGCGCCAGGCACAACCUCCCGGCCGCCGUGGAGGAGGCUCUGUGCGGCGUGAGCGGCCUGCUGUGGGACGGGGCGCACAGACUGCAGGCUCUGGCCAGCGUGUUUGAGAGGGACGACGUCGCCCUGCCUCGCGUAGCGUCUUUCUUCCACCAGGAGGCGCUGAAGCAGCAGGCCCAGGCCGAGGCCAUGCUGGGCUACCUGGCUGAGAGGGGGGGCAGAUACUGCGGCAGAGACAUCCAGAAGCCCGGCUGUGAGGCGGUCUGUGCCGUGUUACCAGCUCUGGAGCUGCUGCUGCUCCAGCUGAAAGAGGAGGCCGGCGUGCUGGUCGAGCUGAGUGAGAUGGCCCGCGAGCACGGGGACCCGCACACAGCCAGCGUCGUGAAGGGCAACUUCCUGACACAGCGGGUUGACCGCCUCAAACUGCUGGGCGACCUGCUCACCAGUGCCCGUCGGGUGGGCUGCACCAACGACCAGACCGGGGGAUAUGGGGAGUACAUCCUCAACGAGCUGCAGGAAGAACUCACCAGAUGAUCCAUCUGCUUCGCCUUAAAGACAAGUCUUGGCUGGUAUGUCAAACUCCUUUUGGAAUUUCUCUGAAGGAAGUCAACCUUGAGUCGAGAUUGGAUAUCAUUUUCAUCUCACUGUGUCCAGUUCAGAAAUAGGUCCAGAACGUGUUUAGCAUAGCUAAGCACAAAGACUGAAAGCCGGGGGCAAGCGGUUUGCGUAAAUUUUUUUUAAAAAAAAUGAUAAUUUAAUUCGACUUGACAUUAAACUGCUAAAAGAGUAUUAUCAAAAGAGAGUUAGCACCUUUUCCAACAACUCCAAAGCAGUUUGAUUAACAUUCAAGACUGUUGAAAGUUCUUCAUUAAAUAUUUCCAUCUAAAUAUCCUCCAUGAAUCACUGUCAGCACUUUUAGCUAACGGGAAUUUCCUGUUGGUGUAUCUUAUUGUAUGAUAGAUGUGUGUGUUGUCUCUGUCUUGUGAUAAAUUUUCUACGUGAAUAUUAUGUGAAUUCCUUCACAUUUAAAAAAAAUGAGGUACAGAUUUUUCAGACUAUCCUUUGAGGAAUUCAAGCUUGUUUUUUUAAAAAAAACAACAACCUUUUGAAGAGUUCCACCCUGAGCAGAUAGUCAGUGGCAGCUGAUGUUUUAGUUUGACUUAAUAAUUCCAAAACAUUACGAAUAUUUCCUGAAAUGUACAUGAAGCCAUUUUAAUGGGACACUUAAUGCAGUGAUUCCUCCAAGUAUACUGCUACUGUGCGUCCACUGUUUACGAACUUGUGUAUUCCAACACAUCAAUGUAUAACGCAUAAAAAAGUGUAUUUACUUUUUAAUAGUAUAUUUUUCUUUUUUGACUUGUCAUUGGCUUGACUGCUCCAGUGUGCUAGGAGAAAGACUGGGGCGUUGACAUUUUUCAUACGCACUACUGCUGAUAUGAUUCUCGGGCUUGUUGUAAUAAAGUUAAAGUUGGACAAAGCAUUUUGCAAUUAUCUGCGUUCUCUUUUGUAUAUGUAAAUAAUGUGAUUAUGUUGUAUUACUAAAUGCUAGUUGAUAUAUACAGCAUUAUUUUUUUUACCUUUUUGUACAAUUUAAAAACAUUUCACAAACAAAUGUAACAAUGUCUUUGAAUGUUUUUUCCUUACACUCACAAGAUAAUGUUAUUAUGUAGUACAAUACAUUACAACGAUUUUUUAAAAGGUCCCCCCAUCCCAGCCCACAACAUAAUUAAGCUCUUAACAUUUGUUUUACCAUAAGAGCUAAAAACAAAAAAGCAAUUUAUAUGAUGACAGUAUCGUAUGUACAGAUCAAUGGUACCUCUAGCAAAGCUAUGAUAUGCAUAAAUUGUCUUUUAGGUAUCCUGUCCCGCAUUUUACUUAUGUAGAACUCCCCUAUGUCUCCUUUUUUAAAUAAAUUGCUUCCAGAUUUUCUCAUAAAUAAA